Rhodofomes roseus is the source of this 1781-nucleotide messenger RNA. RefSeq lists its product as uncharacterized. NCBI's taxonomy places the organism in Eukaryota, Fungi, Basidiomycota, Agaricomycetes, Polyporales, Fomitopsidaceae. The transcript is spliced from 4 exons. Gene Ontology annotation, molecular function: protein binding. The coding region runs from base 278 to 1501 and encodes 407 amino acids. The record is from RefSeq and is a predicted model, not a curated record.
AGUUUUGCAUCCUCGAGCAGUGCCAGAUCCGGUAAACGAGCGCUUAUCUGAUGCGCCACACUGCAGGCCGCAGGAGCUCGACUAGAAACAGUACUUUGGGACGUUCCAGACUUGGCUACCAACGAGGACCAUAGUCGACAACGCAGUCAUCAUCGACAUCCGACGGCCAGCUACCGUUUCCUCUCCCUCGAAACCGUAGUAAAACUGCCAGGUCAACUUGAACGCGCUCUCAUUCGCUGGGAGUCAAUCCCGUUUAAUAGGCCGGGGGUACUACAGAAUGCAAGUCGUGAGCGCCACAGUGUGCGAUUCUUCCUCCGCCAUCCAGAAUGGUCUCUGGCUGCUUCCUCAGGAACUAUGGGACCACAUCAUCAAUCAUCUUCACAUAGACCGUGACACACUGAAGGCCUGUGUCUUGACGUGUAGAGCAUGGUUGCAGACUGCUCGCUCGCACCUCUGGUGGUCCCUGGCCAUUCAUAGCGCAUCUAGAACGCGAUCCCUCCGUGACUUCCCGGGCAUUGCUGCAAACGUCCGCGUGCUUCGGAUGUUCUGCAAAAUAGCGGAGCUCCCUUGUCUAUCAGUCUUCACGAAUCUGCGGCAUUUGAACCUCUACUGCAUGGACGACAAACAACUUGAAGAUCCUAUGACGGCCGUAUCUCAAGAUUUCCAGCUGCCCAGUGUCGUCGCACUUUUCGUAAUGAAAUCGAUGCAACAUCAGGGCUUGUCAACCGCGUGUCUUGAACGGACUUUGCGUUGCUUCCCUAACCUCACGACCUUAUCGGUGGUCAUUGCGACUAAUCGUAACGCCGUGAAACGGCUCCGUGCAGCAUUACUACCACAGACGUCAAAUAUUUCGUUGCCACACGUACAGGACCUCGUCAUCACAGCUGGCCAGCUGCUACCAUCCCUCCCAGCAAUCUUGCGCUCGGCAGGCACCUCACUGAGCUCCAUCAUGCUCCAUAUUCCACGCGCUCUCUCGGGGAUCCAUAAUCUGUUCGACUUCUCGCAUAACCCGAAUUUGCAGCGGAUGGUAAUCUGCAUACCAAGCUUCGACGCCCCCGACAUCGGGUGGGGCAAUGCUCUAGCCUCCCCCCUCUCGUGCAUCAGCGCGCUACACACCUCUCUGACUUGCCUAACCAUCGACGUUGGCUGUGCUUCUCCCAAUACGUGGGAUCAUGCGUCAAUUAAUCCCUGGGCAGAUCCCGGGGGCCCUCUGGCCUACGAAGUCGCUCGUAUCCUGGACGAUCUGCCUCUCGUCGUCAUAGUCUUCUCCGAUGCGCAAAGCUUCGCUGUGCACGCAGCACGUCAAGUGCGGCGGAUGACUGCGGACUACCUCCUGCAACGAUGUCCUGGUCUCCACGCACAUUCGCAGCGCUUGCGCUUCUCAACCGAACUCGCGCUGUGCGACUGCCGGAGGCGCCUGCUUUGCGGAGGGACUUAUGAUGAAGAUAAAGGCACCGGAGGCCAGGGUUGGUACUACCCUUUGCUGGACCCCCACACAUAGGAUGAGCCACUAGAGUGGUGAAUUGAUAGGGAGAUAUUGACAUGCUGGCUCCUGGACCAACUCUGUAUCAUGGAGAGGCCUGGUAGAGCCCCGCAGUUUCAGUUGUUACCUUCGCUCAGAACACACCGCGGAUAUUCACCUAUAUAUGUAACCCAAGCACUGCGUAUAACCGGCGCGCCAGGUUCAUCACGUGUUGCGCCACUGUGUCGUAGUGACCUGUGUACUGAAUCUCAUUAUGUUGGGCUGCCCAUCAUGUUACAUGAUGGUAUGGACGACCUAU